AUGGCGCCAAGGCGAGAUUCAAUCUCGUCAGGGUCUCUCUCUCUCGGAUCGCGACAUUCCUACACCGCAGUCAACCCAAUUCAAGAUGAAAUAUCCGACACUGACAAAAGUGAGACUGAGACCCCACAAAACCCAGAUGAAAGUGACCAAGAGACACGAAAACCAACUCUUUCAACUCCGUCGGCAAAACUACAUCGCUCAGGAUAUAUCCUGCUCGUUGUGUUUUUAUACAUCGGCUUGGCAAUUUUCGCAUGGGUAGUGACCUGCUAUCUAUCAUUCCGUCCCAUCACCACCAAGCAUUACGAUCUGCGGGCCCUUGAUAACAGCAACUGGGCAGAGCCUGACCGGAACUAUGAAAAUCCUCUCUUCGGUCGCAAUGAACGAUGGUACCGCGCCGCUCGAAUUAUCCAGUCCAUUGUCAGUGUUCUUACUAUUCCCCUGACGUCCGCGGUCUGCUCCAGCGCAGCGGUUAUUUUCAUUCAACAAAGAGUGAACAAGGGUAUCACCGUCCGGCAAGUGAUGACACUGGCAGAUAAAGGCUGGGCCGAUCUCGUAACCUACGCUAAAAUCUUUCCAUUCCUCGCCUCGGAUGGAUGGAAACGGUUUGGAAGUUCAUUCCUUCUACUGGCUAUACUUCUGAAUCUCCUUGGUUCGGUUAUAUCGCCGCUACAGCAACUGUUCCUCUCGACCCGCGCUAUCAAGAUACCAACUUACCCUUCUUGGAUCAAUGGUCAACUGGAUAUCCCAGAUCAAUUUAAAGCUGACACUGGUGAUGAUUCGAAUCUUGUUGUGGCUAUGACACGUAGCGCUUUAACCUCGACGACUAUUUCAGAGGUCCAGUCCCAGCUAUGGCAAGGCGACAAUGUCACUUGCGUGUUGAAAUAUGGGGCUAAAAAAUUACCUCAGUCCUGCGGUUACGGCGGUAGUACUUUGGCAGAUAUGUCCCAACUAGCGGAGCCAUUUCUGGCGGAGCUUCCGAGUGGCUAUAACACUGGACUUUAUCAGCAAUUUAUUCCUCGGUUUAAUUCAAGUGCCCAGUAUGAUAAGAUUGCUCAAACUGAAUUCCCAACCGGAUGUGACAAGAUUGAUGGUGCCUUCUAUGUCGACUAUACGAACGUCACUACCGACCCCAACGGUAUCGUGUAUACCUGGGGAAUCCAGGCGUGUAUGCCUCAGGACCUGACCACGUCGCCAUGGAAAUCGACCCGGAACCGACAAGAUUUCACCGAGGAGCUUUAUCUGAAUGUGACAUUGAUUCAUUAUAACGUCAACAAAUUGAACCAGGAUCAGCAAAACAGCACGUUCUAUAAAGUGACGCUGGAUACAACUGCCGGUUAUUUUGAGCUACCGAACUAUAUGAAUGGCGAGGUUGCUGGGCCCUUGCUGGAAAACGAUCCCAAUAGUCUUUGCGGUGAACAUUGUGAGCCAGAGACGAUUAACGGCGACGUGGAACACAAAAUCGGAGAUAAGCGCCGUGAUCUCAACACUGCAAAGGAUGGAACUAUGCCGCUUGAAGUGGUCGCCAACAAAGGUCCUCUACUGACAAUAGCUAUGGCGCUAUUCGGUGACACGUCCUUCAUUCAAAGUCGCCAAGCACAUCCCCAAGCUUAUGCUUCCAUCAUUGAUUCCAAUGUACCCGUGGAGCAAGUUCCUACCUAUGCAGGGUCUUGUGUGGACCUAGCUCCCCUAGGUAUUCUCCUCGCCGGAGCCAGCGGCGAAGACAACAGUACCAAUAGCCUCAAUUAUUGCAUUACCAAUACCGACGGAGGUGUGAACGGCACCGGUGUUAACACUGAAAUCGCCCAGUGGCUCUCCAAUUUCAACUACGACCAAGAACGUGUUAAGAAUGCCUUUGAUGCUGCGGCGUUUUUGGCAACCAAGGUCUGGAUGCAGAAUAGCGUCAGCCCAACAGAGAAGUCAUUGCAAGUUAAUUUUGACCUUGGUGCCGAUACACAAAUUCCAGUCAUAUCCAGAGGUGGCAUAAUUUUUGUUUCAAUUCUUCUUGGAUGGUAUAUUUUGAUGCUCAUUCCGCUUGCCGUCUAUGCUGCCUGGACACCUCGUUGGACUGCACAGUUGGACUCGUUUGCCAUGAUGAGGAUCGGAGCCGCCAUUCCCGAGAAGCUGCCUUUGACUGUUGGUCAGAAUAAGAAUACAAUCAAAUCCCUGGAUGAGAUUCCCGGGUGGGUUGGUGAUAUAUCAGAGGAGAAGGAGCCGCUCGGGAGAUUGGGACUUGGUGUUGGGAGGUCUCUAGCUUCACGGGCGAAUCGGCGGUUUGAAUGUGAGGAGGAAGAUGACGAGGAAAUCACGGCCGAAGAGAAGAAUGCGUCCCAGAGGAGGUUGGAAAGGGAGAUUAAGAGGAGUACGAGAGUUGAUCACGCUUAG
Molecule: messenger RNA, 2382 nt
Organism: Penicillium crustosum
Lineage: Eukaryota; Fungi; Ascomycota; Eurotiomycetes; Eurotiales; Aspergillaceae
Exons: 2
Coding region: 1-2382 (793 amino acids)
Source: RefSeq, a predicted model, not a curated record